AUGACUAAUGAUCAAUUACAUGCUUCUCCAACACCAGAUAUUGGUUCUUUAUCAAUAUCUUCAUUAAAAUCAGGUUAUAAAAAUUUACCAUUCAUUGGUAAAGAACAACAAUUUGAAAAAGUUCUGGAUGUUAUUGAUAAACAAGGUUUCAUUCCUGAAAUGUUGAUUGAAUCUGAAGCUAAAUGGUUUUACGAACAAUUAGGUAUUGAUGAUGUUUAUUUCGCAAGAGAAUCUGUUGAUGGUAUUGUGUCUCAUAUUCAUGCUUUAUAUUCUGCUAAAUUAGAUGCAUUUGCUCGUAAUGAUUUAAAUUCACCAUUCAUUCAUCAUAAAAGAGAAUCUCAAGAUCAUGCUGUUUAUUUUGAUACUUCAAUUCCAAAUUCUCAAGAAUUUAAAUUAACAAAUUAUGAAAAAAGAAUUGAUGAAUUAUAUUUAGAUCAAUUAAAUGAAAGUUAUAGAGUUGAAUCAUUUAAUGCUCCAUUAAUCUUAAAUAAUGAACAAUUUGAUGCUGAUGACAAAAAAACUGUUCGUGCUCAUUUUGUUUAUAAGAAUCAAUUUGAUUCAAAUUCAAUUUAUGAUCAAACUUUUCUAAAACUAAUUAGUCCAAAUACUAAAAAAUUAUAUGAUGAAAUAAUUGAACAAGUUUUGGGUCAAACUGGUCCAUUAAUUAAACAUUUACCAGUUGAUGAUUCAGAUGAACAUCGUAUUAUUAUUGGUUACAAGAAAAACACUACAAAGAAAUAUUUUAGUGCUUUAUCAAAUUUAAUUAAUUAUUAUAAAUUAAAUCAAUCAAGAAAAUAUGUUGAAAAUUUUUCAAAUGGUGUUACAAUUAUUUCCAUUUAUGUUAAACCAACAACUGAAACUAAUCCGCUAUCAAUUAUUCAAUUAAUUAAAGAAGCUUCAUUAUUAUUUACUAUCCCACAUGGAUUAUUUGAUGAAUUUUUCGCUUCAAAUGAAUUAUCUUUACAAGAAUCAAUUUAUGCUCAUAUUGGUACUAUUUUCGUUACUCAUUUCUUGAAUAGAUUAGGUUCUGAAUACCAAUCUUUAUUAACUUUAUUAGAUGCUUCAAAAUCAAAUCAAGUUGCUGAAUUAUUAUCUUCAUUGAAAAAAAGAUUAAGAUCUGAAACUUUUACAACAAGUUUUAUUUUGGAAGUUUUCAAAAAAUAUAAAAGUAUUAUUCAACAAUUAUUUAGAUCAUUUGCUGAUGUUCAUUAUAUUCCAAAUAAAUUAGAGAAAACUUUAAGUUAUCAAAGAUUAUCUCAAUUACAACCAAUUAAAAAUGAAGAAGAAUUUAAUCAAUUAAUUUUGAAAAAUGUCUUUAAUGAAAAUGAUGCAUUAGUUUUAAGAGGUUUAUUUAUUUUCAAUCAAUCAAUUUUGAAAACUAAUUUCUUUACUUCAACAAAAGUUGCAAUUUCAUUUAGAUUAAAUCCAGAUUUCUUACCAAAAUUUGAAUACCCAGAAACUCCAUAUGGUUUAUUCUUUGUUGUUGGUUCUGAUUUUAGAGGUUUCCAUAUUAGAUUUAGAGAUAUUGCAAGAGGUGGUAUUCGUGUUGUUAAAUCAAGAUCUCAAGAUGCUUAUGAAGUUAAUGUUCGUAAUUUAUUUGAUGAAAAUUAUAAUUUAGCUUCAACUCAACAAAGAAAAAAUAAAGAUAUUCCAGAAGGUGGUUCAAAAGGUGUUAUCUUGUUGGAUUUAGAUGCUCAAGAAAAUCCAAAAUCUGGCUUUGAAAAAUAUAUUGAUUCAAUAAUUGAUUUAUUAAUUAAAAAUGAUAUCCCAGGUAUUAAAGAACCGAUUGUUGAUUUAUAUGGUAAACCUGAAAUUUUAUUCCUUGGUCCAGAUGAAGGUACUGCAGGUUUUACUGAUUGGGCUACAUUACAUGCUAAAUCUCGUGGUGCUCCAUGGUGGAAAUCUUUCCUUACUGGUAAAUCACCUCAAUUAGGUGGUAUUCCUCAUGAUGAAUAUGGUAUGACUUCAUUAUCUGUUAGAUCAUAUGUUAAAAAAAUUUAUGAAACUUAUCAAUUAGAGAAAACUCCAAUUAAAAAAUUCCAAACUGGUGGUCCAGAUGGUGAUUUAGGUUCAAAUGAAAUUUUAUUAUCAACUGAUAAUGAAGUUUAUAUUGGUAUUGUUGAUGGUUCAGGUGUUUUAGCUGAUCCAAAAGGUCUUGAUAAAGAUGAAUUAAGAAGAUUAGCUCAUGAACGUAAAAUGAUUUCAAAUUAUAAUAAAUCAUUAUUAUCUUCUGAAGGUUUUGUUGUCUUAGUUGAUGAUAAAGAUGUUAAAUUACCAAAUGAAGAAAUUAUUUCAAAUGGUGUUUAUUUCAGAAAUUUAUUCCAUUUAAAUUUGAAAAAAUAUUUUGGUGAAAUUGAUUUAUUUGUUCCAUGUGGUGGUAGACCUGCAUCAAUUGAUAUUGAUAAUGUUAAAGAUUUUAAAAAUGAAGAUGGUAAAUCAAUUAUUAAAUAUAUUGUUGAAGGUGCAAAUUUAUUUAUUACACAAGCUGCCAAAAUUCAAUUAGAAAAAUCAGGUGCAGUUUUAUUUAAAGAUGCUUCAACAAAUAAAGGUGGUGUUACUUCAUCAUCAUUAGAAGUUUUAGCUUCAUUAUUAUUAUCUGAUGAACAAUUUUUAAAUAAAUUUAAAAAUGGUACUGAAUUUUAUCAAACUUAUGUUAAACAAGUUCAAGCAACAAUUGUUUCAAAUGCAGAAAAAGAAGCAACUGCAUUAUUAAAAUUUAAAGCUAAAACUGGAUUAACAUUAUCAGAAUCUUCAGAUUUAUUAUCAAACGAAAUUAAUAAAUUAGCAGAUUUAAUUUCAAAUUCAAAAGAUUUAUGGAAUGAUGAAUCAUUAAAAUUUAAAUUAUUGAAAAAAUCAAUUCCAGAAUUAUUAUUAAAAGAAAAUGAUUAUUCAAUUGAAGAAAUUUUAAAAAGAUUACCUGAUGCUUAUUCAAAAUCAUUAUUUUCAACAGCAAUUGCAACAAGAUAUAUUUAUGAAGGUUAUGAUUCAACAAAUGUUAUUCAAUUAUUAGAAUUUUUAAAAAAAUUGGGAAAUGAAUAA
This is a messenger RNA of Hansenula ciferrii, 3039 nucleotides long. RefSeq names its product glutamate dehydrogenase (NAD(+)) (gene GDH2). Gene Ontology annotation, molecular function: L-glutamate dehydrogenase (NAD+) activity. The transcript has a single exon. Lineage: Eukaryota; Fungi; Ascomycota; Saccharomycetes; Phaffomycetales; Wickerhamomycetaceae. The coding region runs from base 1 to 3039 and encodes 1012 amino acids. Gene Ontology annotation, cellular component: mitochondrion. The record is from RefSeq and is a predicted model, not a curated record.